Kogia breviceps (pygmy sperm whale) is the source of this 2050-nucleotide messenger RNA. RefSeq names its product trophoblast glycoprotein (gene TPBG). Gene Ontology annotation, molecular function: protein binding. The record is from RefSeq and is a predicted model, not a curated record. Gene Ontology annotation, biological process: negative regulation of canonical Wnt signaling pathway. Gene Ontology annotation, cellular component: plasma membrane. Lineage: Eukaryota; Metazoa; Chordata; Mammalia; Artiodactyla; Physeteridae.
ACUAGAGCAAAGUUUUCUCCGGACGCUUCCGGCCGGCCCGCGCCCUCCGGGCCCAACCUCCCGAACCUUGGGAGCGGGCAGCGUCCCAGCCCAGCGCCGGGGAGCCCCGAGCCGCGAUGCCUGGGGGGCGCUCCCGGGGCCCCGCCGCCGGGGACGGGAGGCUGCGGCUGGCACGGCUGGCGCUGGUCCUCCUGGGCUGGGUCUCCUCGUCCUCCCUCCCCUCCUCGGCGUCCUCCUCCACCUCCUCGGCGGUCCCGGUCUCCGCGGCGUCCGCCCAGCCCCAGCUGCCGGGCCGAUGCCCCCCGGCGUGCGAGUGCUCCGAGGCGGCGCGCACCGUCAAGUGCGUGAACCGCAACCUGACCGAGGUGCCCGCCGACCUGCCCCCCUACGUGCGCAACCUCUUCCUCACGGGCAAUCAGCUGGCGGUGCUCCCCGCCGGGGCCUUCGCCCGCCGGCCGCCGCUGGCCGAGCUGGCCGCGCUCAACCUCAGCGGCAGCCACCUGGAGGAGGUGCGCGCCGGCGCCUUCGAGCAUCUGCCCAGCCUGCGCCAGCUCGACCUCAGCCACAACCCGCUGGCCGACCUCAGCCCCUUCGCCUUCUCGGGCGGCAACGCCAGCGUCGCGGCGCCCAGCCCCUUGGUGGAACUGAUCCUGAACCGCAUCGUGCCCCCUGCGGCCGCGCGGCAGAACCGGAGCUUUGAGGCUGCGGUGGCAGCGGCCCUGCGAGCGGGCCACGCGCUGCGCGGGCUUCGCCGCCUGGAGCUGGUCAGCAACCGCCUCCUCUACCUGCCCCGCGACGUCCUGGCCCAGCUGCCCGGCCUCCGGCACCUGGACCUGCGCAACAACUCGCUGGUGAGCCUGACCUACGUGUCCUUCCGCAACCUGACACACCUCGAAAGCCUCCACCUGGAGAACAACGCCCUCAAGGUCCUGCACAACGGCACCCUGGCGGAGCUGCAAAGCCUGCCCCACGUCAGGGUCUUCCUGGACGACAACCCCUGGGUCUGUGACUGCCACAUGGCGGACAUGGUGGCCUGGCUCAAGGAGACAGAGGUAGUGCAGGGCAAAGCCAGGCUCACCUGUGCGUUCCCGGAAAAAAUGAGGAAUCGGGUCCUCUUGGAACUCAACAGCUCCGACCUGGUCUGUGACCCUAUCCUCCCUCCAUCCCUGCAGACGUCUUACGUCUUCCUGGGUAUUGUUUUAGCCCUGAUAGGCGCCAUCUUCCUACUGGUUUUGUAUCUGAACCGCAAAGGGAUAAAAAAGUGGAUGCAUAACAUCAGAGAUGCUUGCAGAGACCACAUGGAAGGGUAUCAUUACAGAUACGAGGUCAACGCGGACCCCAGGUUAACGAACCUCAGUUCGAAUUCGGAUGUCUGAGAACCACGCGAGGACAGAACAAGGACAGCUAUGCAUGAGAUGUAGACUUCAGCUUCUGUCCUGCCCUAGGCUUGCUCCAUCCACCUCCACCCUCCACUGUAGCCGCCACUGACCUUGACUGUGAAAGCAGUGAAGGGAGUUUGCUCCCUUCUUACGUAAAGUUUCUCGGUGUGUUCUGCUACUGUAAGACAAUGGACAACUGUGCUUAGUGUUUUAUCCUCUUCCUUUUCUGGGAGAUCCACACGUCUGGAGGGAUGUUUUCAAGUUUCAGCAUGAACAUGGCCUCCUGGCUGUGUUUCUCUUAGUACAGUUCAAGGUUAUCAAGUGUACUCCCACAGAUAGCAUUCAACAAAAGCUGCCUCAACUUUUUUGAGAAAAAGACGUUAUUUCAUAAAUAUCAGUCUUAUUAUCAUGUACCAAAAUUGUGGAGAGAAUGAUUGCAUUCCAUAAACUGCCCGCAGACCUUAGCAAGCUCUUCAAAGUAACUCCAUAGCACACAGGAGCGCCUGCAUCUGAGAGCAUGCUUACAUCUUCCUGUUCUGCAUAUUACAAAAAAUAACUUGCAACUUCAGAUAACUUCUUUGACAAGUUACUUUUUUGAUUGCAGUUUAUAUGAAACUGUGCUGACGUUUUUUUAUAAACUGCAUCGAGAUCCAGCAAACUAAAUUGUUCAA